AUGUCCAAACCACGAAGUAGAAACACAUUAUUAUCCUCACAGAAUAGAUCUUCAUAUACAAACUCAAAUAAAGAUGAAAUACUAUCUAUGAAAUAUUCAAUGAUAAAACCUGAUCUACCUAUAUAUCCAUUAAAUGAUGAAAUAUCAAAUCAAGAAUUAACAUAUCCUGAUUUUAUGCCAUGGAAAGAUCAUACUAAAAUAAAUAAAGAAUCAGAAGAUUCAUCUCAAAAUAAUUCAUCUUCAUAUUUAAAUAAAGGUUAUUUUGAAGUUCCACAAGUAGCUAAUGAAUAUUAUUCUGCAAGAAAUUUAAUAGGUGCUACUGCAUUUGUUUCAACUGAUAAUUGUAAUAAUGUAUUAAAAGAAUUAUCUCAACAUUUGACAAAUGCAUAUAAGACAAGAAAUGAAAUUAUAAAUAAAAUUAAAUUUGAUUCAAAUCAUUUUAGAGUACCUGCGAGAGUUACAUUAACAGCAUCAAAGAAAGAAUUAUGGUUAAAAGAUUUAAGUAAUUCAAAUGUGCCAUUAAAGAAAAUUGCAGAAAAGAUACCGCAUGGUAUACGAAAUAAAAUAUUGAUUGAAUUUGUAUGUGUUAAAUUUGUUCCUAUAAAUCGUGCCUUGUGGUUUACGAAAAGUGUAUUAUAUGGAGAAUUAUUAUCAUCAAGAAAGAAACAUCAAUCGAAAUUUACUAGCACUGAAUCAAUUGAAAAAUUUGAAAUCCAUUGGUUACAAGAAUGGACGCAGCAGGUGGUUGAUUAUGUUUAUAAAUUUUCAAAAGAACUGACUACAAUCACGACAAAUGAUAAGAAAGACCAGUAUAUGAAGAAGUUAAGUUAUUUAAUAACGUAUCUACUGUCCUUAUAUGUUGAAUCAUUGGUGGAUAAAUCAUAUUUCCUUACUUUAUUAUUAAAAUUUUUGAGAGAGGGUUUACCUUUGAGUUCUAAAAAUGUUAGUGAGUUGGUCAAUUCAGAAAAUGAGAAACAAGCAUGGGAAGAUGAAAUAGAUUUAAAUUUUGGACAACGUUUAGUUGCAAUUACGUUAAUAAAAGUGUUUUGGAAUGAAAUGAUCAAAUACGAUUAUUUACUAAAAGAAUUGGGAGAGUUGUUAUUACUAAACUAUUUCUUUAUUAAUAAAGUUUCAGAUAAUAAACUAUCCUUACCUGAGAAUCUAAAAUACAACAUUUUAAAAUCAAUUAGUAUCUUGAUUAUAUAUUUAUUCAAAUUCAACACCAAUGCAUUUAUCAUCUCAAGUUCCUGGUUGAUUGUUGGUAAUUCAUUAGUUGAGAUAUUACUUGAAGACUCAUUAAACAAGUCAGAGAAAGAACAAGAGAUAAUACUGAAGCAAUUAGAGAUUAUAAAGUAUAGAAAUGAAAGUUUGAUUUUAAAUACUAGACAAUCAUCAACUGAGGAACCAAUAUUCAUGAAGAGAAAAUCAGAAGAUGUUUUAAAAAUACUAGAAAAUUUAGACAAUCUUAAAUUAACUGAAGAAUUUACCUCAUUGAUAAAACCUACAAAUCUAAAACGUACAAAAACUAACUGGAAAUUAGAUUUGAAAAUUACGUUGUUUUGGUGUAUUACACCUUGGAGAACACUGGAACAAUCAAAUGAAAGUAUACUUAUUAUUUGCAACUUUUUGAAAAAGAAUAUUCAACUUAAAAUAAAUUCCAAAAGUUUAAAACAAGAAUUUGAAAAUGAGAUAUUAGACAUUAUUUAUCACAUAGUAGAGACUCAUGAAGAGAUAAAAUUAGACCAACAUAAAUUAUAUGUAUUAAUGAAUGAAUUAUACCAUUUAAAUAUUAUAUCAAUUGGAUCAUAUUUAAGAAGAUUAAUUGCUUCGGGUGUUUUUUAUACCGCUCCUGGUGAAGUACAAGAUUUGGAAAAUUUACCAAACACAGUCAAGUUACAUCUAGAUGUAUUGAAGAAUUUACCAAUUAUGAAUAAUAGACAAUGUGACAGUAUAUUGAAAAAAUGGUCAUCUUCAAAAUUUGACUUAAAGGAAAUGAUUACAUCAUGUCAAACUCAUGUACAAACUGAGAUCCUAGAUAAAAUUUUUACAAGUAAAUUUGACUCCCCUUUAAGUGAAUCCUUUGUUAAUUACACUUUAUCAUUAAAUGUUGGACUUCGAUUUUAUUUGAUAAAUUGGUUAACCAAUGAAUUUAGAGACAAGGUUAGAAAAUCAUCUAAAUUAUUACAUCUUUCACAUGUUCAAAUUGCCAAUUUGUAUAAUUUUUACGCUAUAUGUGAUAAUUUAACCGUGUUUUUCAAAUCUAUAAUUCAAACAAUUUUAAAAAAUGAAAGUAAAUUAGUGAUUUAUUAUUUGGACUCAUUAUAUUUAAUAUCUAGAUUAGUUUUGAGUCAUUUCAAAUUGAUAAAAUCUAUACCUUCAAACUCACCAAAUCAAGAAGCAUCAACUGGGUUUGAAAUAUUCAAAUUGUUGAUUCAAAAUUAUAAAGAUUUAUCAACUAGAGAAUACGAUUAUUUCAAUUUUAAUCAAGUUUGGAAUUUUAUAGAUUCAGUAAUAGAAAAGAAUUCAACAGCACAUAAACCAGUUGAAUCAAAAACGUCCAAAAAAGUGUUAGAGAAUUUAUUGAGUAAGAAUACGAUGGAAACACCAAUGCAGAUAAAUACUACGACUUAUACACAAGAACAUAAUAAUAAAUCAUCAGAAUAUAGAUAUUCAUCAGAUGAUUUUAGAAAUGAUUUGGAAAACUUGAAAAAGAUUACACCUAGUCCAUUAACUCAAGAUGAGAAGGAAGAAGAUGUACAAUUAAAUACUGAUUUAGAUUUACAUCAACAACUUCUGGGCUUGUUUGAUGGUACACUUGAGAGAACAGAAGCCGAAGAAACUGUCAAAAUUAAAAUUUUGAAAAGUACAAUUGCUUCAAUAAAUUUGGAUAAUCCAAUAGCUUCAACUGAAAUAUUACAUGAGUUUUUAGGUACUACAUUGAAUUCAGAUGCUGAUUUUCAACAGAAGAAGGUAUUCAUUGAAAAGUUGAUCGUAUAUGAUAUUUUUCAAGUUGAAGAUUUGAUUAAAUUAGAUUUUAAAAAUUUAAAUUAUGCCAUUUUAUUGAAUGAUGGUGAUGAUAAUCUAACUCCAAGUCAAAAUGUGUUAUUGAAGAUAACGAUCCUGUUAUUUCAUGAAAAGAAUUUUAAUGAAGUCAUGUCAAUUCUUGUGCAUGGUAUUUUAAAUGACAAUCUAUUACAAAAUUAUCAAUCAAAGGUGUUUCAAUGGUUACAAAAGACAAUAUCAACUAGCAAUUGUCAGCUUUACGAUCAACUAUUUUCAAAACUCAACAAAGAAACUUCAAUAUUCAUUUUAAGUAAAUUAUUUUUACUCAACGAUGAACAAAUAUCCACUAUUGAUGACUUCAAAACUCAUUUUAGUAGCAUUAAUGAGUUUAAUUUUUCAAUUUGUCAAGUAUUAUUGAAUGUUGUCAUUAGAUCCGUCGAUGAAUUAGAGUCAUUUGUCAAUAAUUUAUUACAUCAUAUAAGUUUUAACUUCUCAUCUCAUAAUUCGUAUUUUGGAGAAUUAUUCAAUUUAUUAUCUUGGGAAUAUAAAGUAACAGGUUUGAAAGUACUUGAGAAUGUAUUUUUCAACAGUGUCAAGUUCCAUGAGUGUUCAGUUUCGUUAAAAAUCAAAAAUGUUAAUAUUUUACCACCUUUGAACGAUUAUUUCCACAAAGUAUUAUCAUCGUCUGUUAAUCUAAUUAAUGAUUCGGGUAUACUAGAUAAUCUAUCGACGUUUACGAACAGUUUAUUACAGUUAUUAAAUACUCCAAAUUUAUCGGAUGCCACAGACAUUUCAACUACAAUUACAAUAUUUAUAAGAAUUUUGAUCAUUCAUAAAGAGACAAUUUGUGAUGUAAUUUACAAUGGCAAUGGAGAUCAAACAGUAGCUAAUUUUGUUAAACAAUUGGUUGAUUUAUUAAAUACUGAUUUUUUCAAUCAACAUGAAAAGUUAAAGAUUUUACUAUAUGAUUUAUUAUUACUUAUGAAAGCUACACUUACUACAAAUUUAACGCAUGAACCAGACAAUAAAUUAGAAGGUACAUCACCAGAAUCAACUGAUGAUAAUUUGAAAAAUGAUACAAUUAGCAGAUCUUCAUUACAAGUAUUAUUUGACUUACCUAAACCAGUUGAAGAGAAUCCAUUUAAAAAUUAUAGAUCCGAUAUGAUUAAAUGUUCAAUUAUGUUAGAUGAAGAUGAAUUAAAAUAUGGUGGUGAUGUUUCCAUAUUCAAUGAAUCUGGAUUAAUUUUAAAAAAUAUGAAAAUUAAUAAUGCCAUUAAUGACUCAUUUGUUAGUAAUAUAGUAACUGAUUCAAGAAGUAAUGAAGAUGAUAAAUCCUUUAAAUCAAUAACUAAAAAAUAUUUUAAAAUUACAAGUUUUCAAAUUUUAGAAGAUUCAAGUCAAUCUUUAAAUGAUGGGUGUUUAAAUUUACAAUUAUUCGAUGCCUAUGUAACUAAAGAAAAUCCACAAUGA
Molecule: messenger RNA, 4473 nt
Organism: Insectozyma verbasci
Lineage: Eukaryota; Fungi; Ascomycota; Pichiomycetes; Serinales; Debaryomycetaceae
Source: the annotation of a GenBank genome assembly